AGCAGCACGACCCACCCCCCCUUCACUGCCUUCACACGAUGACAACGAAAGCAUGUCGACUGGGACAUAACGAUCGUCAGUGCGAGUUGCCGGUGGCGAAUGUCCUCGAAGCGAAAGAUCAGGAGACCCACACGCCGGUCCUGCGCCGUCAUCAGAAGGCAAGACGUCGACGUCAUUGAUGAUGUCGUCAAGACGAAGACGCUGCACGACGUUGACAUUGGCAGAUGGCACAGCCCGGUCUCUGAAUUGGCGCCCGGGCAUACGAGCAACACGAUGUGCACGAUGGCCAUGUUUCGAUGGUGUGACGACAAUGUCUGGGGACCGGCUCUCGCAGGAGUUCUCAGGAGUAUCGGGCGCGGGGGUGCGACUGCCCUCACUGAGCAAAACGAGGAGGAAGAAGAUGGGGGAAGCUGCGGUCCACGUGAAGACGACGGUGAUGACGAGUAUAUGGAUGUCGGGGAUGAGAACAUGCAGGACCAAAACAUGCUUGGCGAUGACGACGUCGGUGUCACGUCGGAGCAUGGACCUGACGACAUCCCCACCAGUUCUGUGGGAGCGGCUGUUGGUCGGCCCUUGUCGUCCCCUGCGAUAUGGCAUUCGCAAGGCGGGAGUCAGGGUGGGCAUGACUCGCAGGAGCACGGAGGAUCAAAGUCGAGGAAAAGGACAAGAGAAACUUCUCCUUCUGCUUCCGCUCACAAGAGACAAGCGAGGACUGACGCUGUUAAUGAGGCUCGUGGAGCUCUGGUGGCAUCCCAGGAGGCGAGACCUCCUCGAAAGAGCAGCCAGGGGGGAAGAUCUGGCGGUCGUGGCGGCGGUCGUGGUGGCGCAAGAAAAGGUAAGCAGAUAGUGAGGGCAGAAGAACUGCGGGACUCAGGGGAUGAGGGCAAGGAAGUGGGCCCUCGCAUGCCCGACGAUGGUGAUGAACCGCUUCAACACGAUGUGCGCAUCGACAUGACGCGUUGUUUCUUCCUCGAGUACGAUGAGCGGGGUUUUGCUAAGCAAAAAGUCCUUCUUGUUCUUGUGGACGUCAUGAAAAUCAAACGCAUUCCCCGCGGGAAUAUUCUUUUCAACCACCACUCUUUGUCUGCGAACAUUGUGCGAGGCAUCGUGAAUGCCAUCGAGAGUUCCAUCACCACGGAACCGGGGGCAUGGGAUAGGCCUGACCUCGUGCUUGCGCCGGUUGACCGCAACGACAUCGUUGGCGGGCAGGCUAGGCGGAUAACUCCGACCGAAUUCUUCCAAAAAGACUUCUCGGAGUUCGAUUGGUAUGCUGUCUGUGGUCAGCAUACGGUUGAGGCCAUGAAGACAUUGGUAAAAAAAGGCUCUCUGGCAGUCGACGUCUAUGGCCUUCGCGCGUACUCUAAGGUGCGGGUCGUCUAUUUUGGAGAUGAGCAUACGCGAGGGUAUUUCAAUGUCUCCGCCUUCGACAACACGCGCGAAAAUCGGGCCAUGAUGUUGUCCUUCGAGGAUGCUGUCCGUGAUAUGAGGCAAUGGUGGAUCGAUAACCAUCGAAUCGAGGCCCCGAAAAGCAAGGUCAGCGAUAAGGAUGCGGUCGCCGUUGCACACCAAAAGAAGUGGCAGAAUUUCUUAAGGGCCUCCAUUGGGAAGGCAUGCGACAAGGCGUUCGUGAAGCAAGCGCUCGAGAAUGAGUACAGUAAGGAUUGCAACAAUAAACUCCGUGGCUACAUGAACCUCGCCACAUUCAUCGAGGCUGUGUGGCCACUGGUCGAGAAGUUCUUGGUGAUGUUCAACGAGGGGAAGCUGCCAGUUGGCGAUCGUAAAAUACCGCUUGACAUGCCGGGUAGGAUGGAGGGGCGCCAGCCAGGCCCGUACACCGACGAGACGAAGGGGCAAAGAACAUUAUACCAUUGCAUAUACGUGAGAGAUGGUCCCAAAGGCUCCACCGUGACGUGGAAGGAUCUCUGUCCUUCCUACUUCAAAAAUUUUGGGGAUUUGAUGUGCCGCGAGAGGGAAGUUGCACUGCUCCUCCUCAUGAAAGGGAAGGUGGUCGCGACGAACGUCAAGGUCAUGCCUCUGAGAGUGAAUACAGAGUGCCUCCUCGACAUCAUGCGCAAGGAACGGUACAUGGUCCGUAUGUUCAACUACGUUGUUUUUCGCGCCGAGGGAAGGGCGGACGAUGAGUGGAAUGAUGCCUUCUUCAUAUCAUACAAGGACCUCGAAGACAGGUUUGGGCCGAAUGGUCUGUGUGCAGCUGAAUGGGAGAAGGAACGGGACAAGCUGCAUGUGCAAAGUGAUGUUCUGCGUUGCUUAUUCCAGUGGGAGAACAUCGAACUCAUCCUCGGGACCUGGAAACAGGUGGGCAGACCAUCGACUGACAUCACGAGGUAUGGCAAUAUCGCUACGGCGAGUCGAGACAUGAUGGCCAUUGUCCUGCACGCGGAGGGAGGGGAUCUCAGAAAGGUCACGGUCGCACCCCGCCUUGUCAAUGACCUCACAAACCUGCAUGUUGUGGAGGACAAGUUCGGGAAGUGUCUGGGGAAACACGGUGGCAUAGAGGGCGAUGAAAAUGUGGUGCAUUCCAUCUGGGAGCGAGAGCCUGACAAGUUGCGUUCGCUGUGCGGGUCAUUCGUCGGGGAGGCGGAAGGUGUGCUUUUAUUGGGUAGGGCGCACGCGAGUCUUGUGUGGGAAUUCUUACUGGCAGGGAAUAAUGUCAUUGCCUGUGACGAGUCGGCAAAGGACAUUGCAUACUUGACAAAGUUCAUCGAUAUACUUGUCAAGGACGACAGAUUCAACUGCCACGUCAAGAAACAGCGGUGCAAACAUCGCCCAAAUAGGGACAUGUUCCACAAGUUGGGGCAGAGACUGAAGGUGUGGGAGUACCUGUUCUGCGAUAUGUCACAAGGAUGGCUUGACGGGAAAUAUAUAUACAGGAAAGCAAAGGCAACAGAGACCCUCAAACAUUAUCACGGUGCUCUCACUGACGCCUUUGAGACUUUUGUUGCUCGAUGCGAGAACCUCAAGUUUGAUCUUCGCAAAGACCAAUUGACGUCCAAGGACUACACGGAGCUCGCGAAAUCGGGCAAUGGCUUUAACCCCGUCGACAACGAGGAAGAUUCUUCGGACUCCGACCUCGAACUGGGCAAGGACACAUGUGCUGAGGUUCCGCGCGGAGGAAUGGUGCAAGCUCAUGAUGACGGAACUGUCCAUUCGCACGAAGGGUCCAUCCCGGUGGCCGCCCCAAGCGUUGCCUCAAUGGUAGCCCCGUUGGAGAUUGCUGCAUUGCAAGACAAUGGAAGAUGCGGUGGCAAUGAAGAAGACGACAUUGAGAUACCAGGCGAGGCGUCGACGCUCGCACCAGGCGAUGCAAUUCCUCCAGGCUACUGUGCUGACCCGAACACGAUUUAUUUCUUGGAGGGCAAAUACACCCACACAGGCGAGGAUCAAUGGGGCCAUGUAAUCAUAUGGCAUGAGGGCGUUUUACAGCCGUGCAUCCAAGAUGGAGAGUGGAAGAUGGCGGUGAAAUACACAAGCGGUUGGAAGACUUUUCGCCGGAUGUCAAAGGACAUCUGGUUGAAAACGACGGAGCUCGCGAUCCUGCAUCUCGUGCGCGUCGAGAAUCCAGGGCAGAGCCAGACCGCCAUCAAAGCCAAGACCGAAAAAUUGUUUCAUGUCUUGCGCGACAAUCGGCAACUGGAGUACAGCAACAAAUUUUAUGCCUUGCGCUCGAGUCCCUCACGCGGGUCAAUCAACUGGAAGGUUGAUCAAACCGCCAGAACCUUGGAGGGGAGCUGCUCUCAUGAUUUCAUGCCUUCGGCUGAGCCGGCCUCCGUGGCCGCGCAAGCAGGGCUCAGGGGAGAUGACGAGACUACUGUUGUCGGGCCUCAAGAGGUUGACAUGACGUCAAUGCCGCAAAUAUUGAAAAAAUCCAUCUCGGUCGCCACGGCACAAUCGUCCCCGCCCAUCGAGGUGUCAACGACGUUGCCGCCAGAUGCAGGUGCCAUGUACGGGAGUUUAUUGAUAACAAAUGUUGCAAUGCAAGACAGAUCCGAGAUCGAGUCAGAAUAUGAUGUUGGGUCGAGCGUGGCGGAGAGUCAGUUGCAACCGUCUUUAUGCACUGGCAAAGGUGAUGCACAAUCACCGCUGACACCACAGGGAGGGGCCGGUGGGGAUGGCGGGAAGGGAGGGGAUGUGGAGGGAAUGCACCGUUCUCGCAACCUCGACACCUUAACCGCUGAUAUUGAUUAAAAGGGUGAGGAUGAGUUAGGCGGGAGGGGUGCAAUUGGAGGGGAGAAUCCAGUGAUAUAAUUACAACUUCACCUCUGCCUUGUUGAAUGAAAUUGUGUAAUUGAC
Molecule: messenger RNA, 4311 nt
Organism: Chara braunii
Lineage: Eukaryota; Viridiplantae; Streptophyta; Charophyceae; Charales; Characeae
Source: the annotation of a GenBank genome assembly